AUGCCAUCGAGAUGUGCAAGAGUCAUAAAGACGCUCUGGGAGGUGUGGGCCGAGCCGCUCGUCGAGACCCUCGGCAUACACGAGCCACACGAUCGAAGCUACGGUAGAUGCAAUGUGCCCUUUUCACCGAUGGAGAAGCGGCUUCACGAGAAGGACGAUGUCGAGGUCUCCUUUCACAAAGUCAUGCUCGACAAUGGCAAGGAUUGGGUGUGGUACCAGAUUUGGCAGGAUCCCGUUGCGAUCAGACAGACCGGUCGCAAUGCCGAUAUGAUCUUCGUUCAUGGAACAGGCGUACACUCAGGCACCCUUGCGAGCCAGUGUCGGCGGUACCUCGACGCCGGCUUCCGCCUGAUCGUGCCGGACCUGCCAUCGCACGGCUUCUCCUCUGGCCUGCACGUCUACCAGCGCGACAUGUCCGGCUUCUGCGCUGGCCUUCACUCUGUCCUCCACGAUGUCUCUCGUCGCGACCAUCCCAUCUCUCCACCCACAAAGCUGGAGCGGCGUCCCACAUUCAUGCUCGGUCUUUCCUUCGGCGGGCUCGUCGCCUUCUCCUACGCGCUCCAAUACCCCUCUUCCUACCGAUUCUCCCUCACGGACCCAACCGAGAUCCCCAUCGACGGCCUGAUCGGCGUCGGUCCUAUGGUGGCCUACAACACGCGCUUCGUCGUGGUGAGCUUCUGGAUGCGACUUCUCUUCCUCUUCCUCCUCCACGUCUUCCAACUCGGGCGACUCGAGGUCAUUGUUCCACACAAGCGCGCAGUGGAUCGCGAUCCAGCCGUCUACGAGUCUCUCAUCAUGCAAGAUCCACGAUCACACCAGGGCGCGUUCCGAAUCGGCCACCUCAACUGCAUCAACAACGCCAUGGUCCAACUCCAACGCCGGGCGGGGGAAAUUCGACAUCCCGUAUACAUCCAGAUGGGGGGCCAGGAUAAGGUCGCCGAUACCGACGCUGCGUUGAAGUGGAUCAGAGCGACGAGCAGUAAGGAUCGCAGAUACGAGGUCUAUCCGAUCUGUCAACAUGUGAUCUAUAAGAAGGCGAAGAGUCAGCAUGAUGAUCUGGCGGGGAGGAUCAGUGUCAUUGCGGAUAACGUGGAGUGGAUGGUGGAGCGUGCGCCACCUAGCAUGCCGACUCAGGCUGUGGGUGACAUGGGAUGCGAGCGGCCGGAGAGGGAUGGUAGCGACGAGAGCGGCGCGAGCAUGAGCAGGACCACUUCGGUCAUUUCGCUGUUCGACGUGGACGAUGACGAGACGGGAUCCGUGGCCACAACUGCCCUGGCUACGCCGUCGCUGACAGACGAGGAGUCAGUCGCUCACGCCAAGGCAGAGAGGUCAGAAAUGGAAGUAGGCGGUCAGAGCCACGUCUUGCCUGAGCACCUGCGCGGCUGGAGAACCGACGAGGAUGGGGAGAAGAGACUCUACCGGGUCACUUGGAACUUCAAAGAAGACUCCCGACCUUUCCUGUACGAUCCCUGCCCCGCCCCUUGUUCUCUCUAG
Kalmanozyma brasiliensis GHG001 is the source of this 1494-nucleotide messenger RNA. RefSeq lists its product as uncharacterized. Gene Ontology annotation, molecular function: lipase activity. The transcript is spliced from 2 exons. The record is from RefSeq and is a predicted model, not a curated record. Bases 1 to 1494 code for a protein of 497 amino acids. Gene Ontology annotation, cellular component: membrane. NCBI's taxonomy places the organism in Eukaryota, Fungi, Basidiomycota, Ustilaginomycetes, Ustilaginales.